Molecule: messenger RNA, 1731 nt
Organism: Chrysoperla carnea
Lineage: Eukaryota; Metazoa; Arthropoda; Insecta; Neuroptera; Chrysopidae
Exons: 5
Coding region: 1-1731 (576 amino acids)
Cellular component (GO): cytosol
Source: RefSeq, a predicted model, not a curated record
AUGUGUACAAACAAAGAGACAAUAACUGCAUUCAUCUCAAAAUCAAUACCAGAAUUAACACGAAAUGCUCGUGCAAAAAUAUCGGAACAUAGUAAAAAUGAUCUUAAUGAAUGUGAUAUUCGCUGGGAAUUACAUAAUAAAAAAAUAGAAUGUGAUAAAGCUAAUGAACAAAUUCGGGAAUUACAAAAUAAAAUUGAUAAUUUACGUAUUGAAUGGCGAUCACAACAAGAACAUUUAGGGAAAUUAAAUCAAGAGUAUAUACAAUUACAACAGACACUUGGUGAACAUAGUAUUUACUGUGCAACAUUAGGUGCAACAAUGGGUAGUUUAUUAUGGAAAGUAUCACGACUUGAUGGCGCAAUUGAAAGUAUGUUAGAAAGUAAUCGUAUUAAUCAAAUGCUUAUAAUUAUGGAUAAUUCAUUAAAAGCAUUUAUUGAGGUGUUUGGCCGUGAUAUACCUGAUCCAUAUGGUAACGAAUAUCAGUUUGUAUUAUCAUGGAUGGGUAUUCUAACAAAUAUAAGUGCAUGUCCAGAUGGACGCUACUAUUUACUUAACAAGUGUGAAGGACAACAGUUGAUCACAAAUUUGAUUGAUAGUGUACAAAAAUUGACACAUCAUAACGGAGUACUAUUGCAGCGUAUGAUAUUAAUGAUUUUAUAUAACUUAAUGAUCAAUGCAAAUGGUGUAAUAUUCAUCCAAAAUCAUACCGAAUUUACAUCAAUAUUAAGCAAAACAUUAUUGAAUUGUAAAGUUGAUAAAGAAAUACAAGAUUUAAUUUAUAAAUUAAUAUAUGCUCUAACACAAAAUAUACCAACAUGUCAGUAUUUAAAACAUCUAAAAGAAACCUUACCAUGGGGCCAUAUUGAAACAACCAUAUGCGAUAGACAAUCACCAAAUCAAGAUAUUGCAAAUAAAAUUAAAAUCAAUUGCAAAAAUAUGGAAAAUAAAAUACAAAUGGAAAAACUAUGGAAUAAUCGACCAGAGGAAUUAAUUAUUGGUAUGGCGUUAAAUGUGCCAUUAACUUCAACAACGAACGUAACAAAUAAAAAAUAUGAACCAUCACAAAAAAUUUCAGCACAUACAUUUGUAAAAACACCGUCAAAAAGUUCAAUACAUUCUUCGUCUGAGAAUGUUGAUAUGAAUAAUGCUACAGUGGCAGAAAAAACUUAUUUACCAGACUUAAACUUCUCUGAUCAAUCACAGGCGAUUAAUUUUUGUUUGUGGGGAGAUAGAGCCGCAAAAUGGAAUAAAGGUGAAAUUGAUAAGAAUGUACAAACUAAAGUUGCACAAAGAAACUCGUACAAAUUAGAAGACGAUGACCUUCCUAGAAAUACAGAAUGUAUUUUCGCAAAAAAUAUUACACUCACUGCAAAUAUUGUACCUUGUGAUGAUGACACAAAUCCAGUAAAUAUGAAACCUAAUAAGGAUACAAAUAUGAACAUCAAAAUAAUAGCUGCAACCGAAAAGCAUAAUGAAGGUGAAACCGAAUCUGAGAAACAAACACAUAAUACUGAAAUUUCAACGGAUACAAAUAAAUUACUGUACACAAUAAAUCGUAUAAUGACGACUUCAACUGAAAACUAUAUUUCUAAAUUAGAAGUUGAUUCAGAUUUUAUAGUAGAGAAUUCCGUUGAAAAUGCGAUUCCAGAAUGUAAUGAUCAACAAUAUUCACCUGAAUUGAAAAAGCACAAUGAAGCGGGUGGAAAAAUGCUAGCGCGUGAUGUUAUAUAG